This is a messenger RNA of Notodromas monacha, 1973 nucleotides long. Lineage: Eukaryota; Metazoa; Arthropoda; Ostracoda; Podocopida; Cyprididae. The record is from the annotation of a GenBank genome assembly.
UUAAAAGGCGUGGUGAAUUUCGUUAAGUCAAGAAAUCUGGGCGGUAUAAAUAAGUGACCGAGUUGUCACUGCUGCUUUGAGUGCGGAAAUCGGCUGAGAUCGGAAAACAGCUUGAGAAAAGAGAGAGAAAAAAACUUCGUGUUGUCAACCUGCCAAAAAUAUAAAAUAAUAAAAACAGCAAAGGCUCAGGGAAAAUAUCCGAAGUGAAGAAAAUGCAACUGUUCAUCCUGGUCUGCAUUGUCCUUGGUGUCCUGUCAAACACUGCCAACACCUUACCAACAACAACAACAACAACAGCCAGCACAUCAUCAUCAUCAUCAGCAACAACAACAGAAAAAUCCCAUCAUCAUGAUGAUGAACCAGAGCUGAGAACCACAACAAAUGCCUCCAACAGCGCUGAAGGAGAUGAAGAAUCAGAGGAUGAAGAAGAAGAAGAUGAUGAUGACAUUGAGGAAGCACCAGAGGUCGCUCCAGCUCAUGCUGCUGCUGCUGCAGAUGGCGCUUCAUCAGGAAUGAGCAGCAACCCUCAAUUGGAGCAGCAGGUGCGUGCCUUUGGUGACUCAGCUGCUGACGCCAUUUUGGGCUUGUUCCAACUCCGCUUCGCCAGAGACACUGCAUCAGUUAUUCCCAAAGAACCGCAGGUUAUGGUUGAGGAUAAACCUGUAGCGGUGACUGGUUUCAAAAAGCGUCAUCCUCUGACCUCUGCCCCUCAGACCACUACAGAACAAUCAGAGGAUGAAGAAGAAGAAGAUGAUGAUGACAUUGAGGAAGCACCAGAGGUCGCUCCAGCUCAUGCUGCUGCUGCUGCUGCAGAUGGCGCUUCAUCAGGAAUGAGCAGCAACCCCCAAUUGGAGCAGCAGGUGCGUGCCUUUGGUGACUCAGCUGCUGACGCCAUUUUGGGCUUGUUCCAACUCCGCUUCGCCAGAGACACUGCAUCAGUUAUUCCCAAAGAACCGCAGGUUAUGGUUGAGGAUAAACCAGUAGCGAAAAUCCAAGAUUCCAAGCAACAUGGCGGCCCCCAUGCCAGUCUCCUGCAUCAUUUGAUCAUGAAGCGGGCCACAGAAGAAGGACAAGACGAUUUGAUGGGCUCUGCACAAACCAUUCGCGGCUACGCCCCAAACGUCGCCCCCUACGCCAAUUCCAACACUCGGUUUGCCGACUACCACCGAUCCCGACCAAACACUCGUCCAUUAGGAGGCGGCGGUGGUGGUGGCGGCGGUGGCGGCGAUUUCAAGCCAUACGCAACCGCCUUCAGUCCGCAAACAGCACAACGACUCAGCAGCCUUCGCGUCAACACUAGCUCCAAGCGUUUUGGAUUCAGAGAUCAUCCUGCGCCUUACUUCAAAUCCACACCAGUGAAUUUUGGGAAAUUAACGGAGGCCCCCUGGCUGAAUAAAAAGCCCGAGGGAAUCAAUGAUUCGCUGAAAUCAUCGCUGAUGAACAAUGUCACCCAGGAAUUGAUCAACGACACUGUCAGCUCAGAACUCACGGGAAUCAGUGUUGAAGUCUUGGAAGAACGUACUGUCAAGAAAGAAAGGGACAGACAGUUGAAUGACUACAUUGAGGAUGAGCUGUUGAUGCCCGUGGUCAAGGAAGAAGUCGACGACUCUGUCUGGAAAACUCUGGACUAUUUCACAAGAAAUGGAAAAGAAAAAGAGAAAGAAAGGGACAGACAGUUGAAUGACUACAUUGAGGAUGAGCUGUUGAUGCCCGUGGUCAAGGAAGAAGUCGACGACUCUGUCUGGAAAACCCUAGACUAUUUCACAAGAAAUGGAAAAGAAAAAGAGGGCGAUAAAUUGCCAGAAGUGAGCAGCGCCACGUUGGUCGCCAUUGAGGCGUACGCGCGCGGGGAUCCGCCGCCGUCCAAGCUCCGCUCCAUGUACUGGGACACCCUCGUGCCGCACAUCCGCCGCACGCGGCAAGGCGCCGGGCUGGGCCAGAACAUGGCCCUGCUCCGGCUCCAAAAGUCGUAG